Messenger RNA from Salvia hispanica, 1774 nucleotides. Its product is annotated as ALG6, ALG8 glycosyltransferase family. NCBI's taxonomy places the organism in Eukaryota, Viridiplantae, Streptophyta, Magnoliopsida, Lamiales, Lamiaceae. The record is from RefSeq and is a predicted model, not a curated record. Gene Ontology annotation, cellular component: endoplasmic reticulum membrane. Gene Ontology annotation, biological process: protein N-linked glycosylation; dolichol-linked oligosaccharide biosynthetic process. Gene Ontology annotation, molecular function: dolichyl pyrophosphate Glc1Man9GlcNAc2 alpha-1,3-glucosyltransferase activity.
UUCACUACUGACAGUUAGUAACCAACUGACCCAAUGACGAAACCCCCAACCAACAGUGGCGUUGUGUGGUGGCCGGCCCUCGUCGCCGCCGCCGUCAAACUCCUCCUCAUCCCGGCCUACCACAGCACCGAUUUCGAGGUCCACCGCCACUGGCUCGCCCUCACGCAUUCCCUCCCCCUCUCCCGCUGGUACUCCGACACCACCAGCCAAUGGACCCUCGAUUACCCCCCUUUCUUCGCCUACUUCGAGAAAUUCCUCUCCAUCUUCGCCGCCAGAGUCGAUCCGACCAUCACCGACCUCCACCGCGGCCUCAAUUACGCCUCCUCCUCGGUGAUCCUCUUCCAGCGCUUCUCUGUCGUGCUCUCCGAUCUCGUUCUCGUCUACUCCGCCCACAGAUUGACUAGGAGCAGGAAUUUUAGGGCUUUAGAGAGGCUUUUGAUCUCGGCGUUGGUUAUUUGGUCGCCGGGGUUGUUGAUCGUGGAUCAUAUGCAUUUUCAGUACAAUGGAUUUCUGUUGGGGAUAUUGCUGCUAUCUAUUUCGUUUAUGGAGGAAGGGAGGGAUUUGAUUGGGGGUUUCAUUUUCGCGGUUUUGCUAUGUUUUAAGCAUUUGUUCGCGGUGGCUGCGCCGGUGUAUUUUGUGUAUUUGUUUAGGCAUUAUUGUAGGGGUGGAUUGGUCAAGGGAUUUGGGAGGUUGGUGCUUAUGGGUUCCGCAGUCGUGGCGGUCUUUGCCGCAGCCUAUGGGCCGUUUUGGUACUAUGGACAGAUACAAGAAGUUCUCCAACGCAUGUUUCCUUUUGGCAGGGGACUCUGCCAUGCUUACUGGGCUCCAAACUUCUGGGUAUUCUAUAUAAUGUUGGAUAAGGCUUUAGGAUUUUUGUUUACACGACUAGGUUUCAGUAUCAAAGCCCCUACAGCCUCAUUCACUGGUGGCCUUGUUGGAGAUUCCUCGCCUUUCUCCGUUCUACCCACGAUCACCCCUCUUAUUACGUUCAUCACAGUUCUCUUGGCAAUCUCUCCAUGUCUGAUAAAGGCAUGGAGGAAUCCCCAACCAAGGAUGAUAUCUAGGUGGGUAUCAUACGCUUAUACAUGUGGCUUCCUGUUUGGGUGGCAUGUCCAUGAAAAGGCGUCACUUCACUUUGUGAUUCCACUUGCUUUGACAUCCUUGAAAAGUGUGGAAGAUGCCAAGCAUUACUUCUUUUUAUCCAUAGUAUCCUGCUACUCGCUGUUCCCUCUUCUGUUUGAAGCACAAGAAUAUCCAAUUAAAGUCGUGUUGCUGCUUCUACAUGGUGUACUAAUGCUGUAUGGAUUUUCUGCGCGUUUUCCCGAGACAAGCGCCAUGAGAGACCCUGCUGUGAAGGGAGGUGAUAACAAAUCGGAAACUAAUGCUUUCCGUAUUGGGUGGUUCGGAAAAUCUUACCUGAUCGGCUUAGUAGCGGUGGAGGUAUGGGGACAAUUUCUGCAUCCCAUCAUUUUUGGUGAUGCCCUUCCUUUUCUACCUCUUAUGAUGAUUUCCAUAUACUGCGCACUUGGGAUGUUGUACUCUUGGAUUUGGCAACUAACACAGAUUGUUUUGACCAAUUAGAAACAAUUAAUCACAGUUAGGAUUUAAUUACGAUGGAUUCACCGUACAUCCGGGUGCACCCGAAGUGCGACUGGCCGUGAUCAUCUCAAGCCUCAUAACUAACAAAUGACUAAGAUUAUGUUGUUGUAGUCUUGUAUUUUUAUCAGCUCACUACCAACUUUACAUUUCAAUGAACCUCAAUUUUUGAUAUACA